Messenger RNA from Entelurus aequoreus (snake pipefish), 5808 nucleotides. Its product is annotated as protocadherin alpha-C2-like. NCBI's taxonomy places the organism in Eukaryota, Metazoa, Chordata, Actinopteri, Syngnathiformes, Syngnathidae. Gene Ontology annotation, biological process: homophilic cell-cell adhesion. The transcript has 4 exons. The record is from RefSeq and is a predicted model, not a curated record. The coding region runs from base 201 to 3170 and encodes 989 amino acids. Gene Ontology annotation, molecular function: calcium ion binding. Gene Ontology annotation, cellular component: plasma membrane.
AAACAUUUUCAGCCAUAACAACACCAACAUGGAAGGAGAAAAGACAAGGAAAUGGGCACCAGCAAGGUGGCAGUGGGAGUCCUCCGCAUAACCAUGCCCGGACUAUUUUCUUUGCAGCGCGGCGGAGGAAGACGCGCGUCUGACUAAAAAAAAAAAAACAACAUUUUUUUUUCUCCUCCCCUAAAUCCUGCCUCCCUGCGAUGGCAACAACGACGCGCUACUGUUUAUGUUUAGUUCUUUUUCUAUAUGGUGGCUUUACAAGUGGACAGAUUCACUACUCCAUUCCGGAGGAGCUGGAGAACGGCGCAUUGGUGGGUGACAUUGCCCGGGAUUUGGGUCUAGACCUAAGGAAACUUAUCACCCGACGUAUCCGGGUGACGCCUGAGAGCGAACGGAGGUAUUUCACAGUCAAUCACAAAACCGGGAAGCUGGUGGUGAGUGACCGUCUCGACCGAGAGAGCCUGUGUGAAGUGAGUGGCACAUGUUCACGUAACUUGGAGAUACUUUUGGACCACCCCUUGGAGGUGCACAAUGUGGAGGUGGAGAUUCUGGAUGUGAAUGAUAACGCACCAAGGUUCCCCCAGGAGGAGUAUUUAGUAGAAGUGUCCGAAUCUGCCCUCACCGGGUCAAAGUUCCAUGUAGAAGCAGCCCAGGAUCCAGAUGAUGGCUCCAACUCCGUGAAGCAGUACCGCCUAAGCCCAAACCAACAUUUAACUCUGGACGCUGUAAAGCCUUUCUCCAAAAACAAACAAAUUGAGCUCAUCCUCAAAAAGCCCUUUGACCGUGAACAGACAUCAUCUCAUCAGCUCAUCCUGACAGCAGUAGAUGGAGGCACCCCACAGAGAAGUGGCACGGCCAAAAUCAACGUACGCAUCCUUGAUGCAAACGACAACGUGCCUGCCUUUGACAGCUCGGUAUAUAAAGUAAAAGUGUAUGAAAACUCUCCGAAGGGUACCCUUCUGAUUCAAUUAAACGCCACCGACCCUGACGAGGGCUCCAACGCGGACGUUUUUUACUCAUUCAGCAGUUACACUCCAGAAAGAGUCAGACAGAUGUUUUCCUUGGACACAAACACAGGGAAGGUAACUGUGAAAAAAAACAUAGACUAUGAGGAAACCAGCGCGUAUGAAAUGUACAUCCAGGCGAUGGACAAGGGGCCAGCCGCUGUGGCAGUGCACUGUAAAGUCGUGGUAGAAGUUUUGGAUGUGAAUGACAACACCCCAGAGAUUGUACUGUCGUCCCUCUCCAGUCCUGUACGUGAAGAUGCCCGUGCAGACACUGUUGUCGCUCUCAUCAGUGUGAACGACAAAGAUUCUGGACCCAACAAGCAAGUCACCCUAGACAUCAUGCCUCACUCACCUUUUAAAAUCAAGUCCUUCCGCAACCACUACACAGUGGUCACUUCAGCGUUCCUGGAUAGGGAAACCAUCACAUCCUACAACGUCACGGUCAACGCCCUCGAUGGAGGUACCCCGUCCCUGUCAUCUCAAAUGACCUUUAAAGUUGACGUUGCGGAUGUGAACGAUAACCCCCCUCGAUUUGAACAGACUUCAUACACUGUUUACGUUACAGAGAACAACGAGCCUGGUUUGCCGCUAUGUGUUGUUAAGGCCACGGACGCAGAUUCAGGGGAAAACGCACGUAUUAAAUACACUGUUCUCAAUGACAACAAUCAUGGUAUCCCUGUGGCCAGCUAUGUCAGCAUCAAACCUGACACAGGUGAGGCCUACGCUCUGAGAAUCUAUGACUUUGAGAAGCUGAGAGAGUUUCACUUUCAGAUUAAAGCACAAGACAAUGGCAUACCCCCACUAAGCCGCAUAGCCACGGUGUAUGUUUACAUUAUGGAUCAGAAUGACCACGUGCCAAGGAUAGUGUAUCCGCUGUCCAAUGGGAGUCACACCACAGAGACGCUGCUGAAAAACUCUCAGGCGGGAGUUUUGGUAACAAAGGUGGUGGCGUGGGAUGGGGAUGCGGGGCAGAAUGCUUGGCUGCUUUACACCCUCCAGCCCACCGACCUGGAGCCUGACCUCUUUAAGGUGCACGAGCACACCGGCGAGAUCCGCACCACAAGGCGUGUCGUCGAGGACAACUCCACGUCCUUUGCUCUGACUAUUCUUGUGAGAGACAAUGGCCUGCCACCUCUCUCUUCCACCGCAACUGUCCAUGUGCACGUGAUGGAGCUCCUGCCUAAGUUGACCCCUGACCCCAAGCGCAUCAUCAGGGCUGACAGUCCUUUGAUGUUUUCCCGCGUCACUCUCCACCUCAUCAUCGCCCUGUGUGCCACCACCUUUGUAUUCUUGGUCACGGUCUUUGUGCUGGCCAUCGUGCGUUGUCAUGCCUACUGCACCCAGCCCGGUUCCUGCUGCCCUUGUUGUGUAUCCAAGAAAAGCAUACCCGAGAGCACCAGUGCAUCGGGUGGGAGUGGCGGUGCAGGGCGACCCACAGGUGGAGCCCAGGCAAACGUUAACGUGGCCCUGCGCCGCGACCUUAAAGUCGAACCACAUUACAUAGAAGUGCGUGGUAAUGGCUCCAUGACCAAAACAUACUGUUAUAAAACAUGUCUCACGGCGACAUCGGGAAGUGACACGUUUAUGUUCUACAAUACUGGACGACCCCACAGUGGCACCUGGGGCUCGAGCUAUGUCACCAGCCACAGUGGACACAGCCAGAUAGUUGUUCGCCGCCUCAGUAUGCCAGAUGCGGCUGCCAUUCAGCCCAAGUUACCAAAUUCAGACUGGAGAUAUUCGGCCUCCCUGAGAGCAGGUGGUGUGAUGCAGAGCUCAGUGCAUAUGGAGGAAUCAUCAGUGAUGCAAGGAGCCCAGGGGGUUCUGGUCCAGAACUGGCCCACAGCAUCCAGCGCUGCUGAUGCUGAAGGAGGAGAGGUGUCACCCCCAAUGGGCGCCGGAGUCGACAGCAACAGCUGGCACUUUCGCUACGGCCCAGGAGGCCCAGGUGCACCCCCACAGCACCUCAAGCCUGGCGAGGUUCCCCCCGAGGCGUUCAUCAUCCCCGGGUCCCCAGCCAUAAUAUCCAUCAGACAGAACCAGGGAGGGGAGGACGACAAGAGCGACUUUAUCACCUUCGGCAAGAAAGAGGAGGCCAAGAAGAAGAAAAAGAAGAAGAAGGACAAAAAAGACAAGAAGGAUAAGGGCAAGGAUGACGACGAGUAAAGAGGAAGAAAGUGAAAAUUGGCAAAUAGUGGAAAAAAAAAAGGGCGUUGCUAAAACAGAGGUACCAACCAAAGUCCAAUGAUCAAAAGAAAAUGUGAAUAUGGACUUCUGCAAUCCUGUUUUAUUUGUUUUUAACCCGGCCUUACCAAGGUUACAUUUACCUCUCGUCCACGACUGAGGUAAAUUAUUGAUCUUGCCUUGAUAAACAAUAAGAUGAUUGAUUUUGAGCCACGCCCCCAUGUGCCUAUACACCCUAAGUCAACCACACGUGCUUAGAAAACAACAGCUCCUGAUUAUUAUUUUCUUUUUGCCUCCCGGGCGUGUUGGCACCUCUGUAUUACCCCCUCCCCCCGAUGACGAUGAACCAUUCUCUGUGAGAGAAGACAAAAGAACAAGACGAAAAAGCUCUGUGCCAGCCAAGGAAAAGAAGAGAGAUGAAGACGUGGUAUACGUGCAUUCUAGAGCUGGACACACUCACACACUACUUGUAAAUAGCACUGGGGAGAGUCACUGAAACUAAGGCUAACACACACACACACACACACACACACACACACACACACACACAACACUGCUGCAGAGUCCUACCAAUCCUGCAAUCUGGAUGAAUCCACACGCACGCAUGCUCACACUAGCAAACACAGACCUUGCCAUGUGGGACACUGAACACACUUGAGACCUGGAGAGAAAAAUACAAUACAAAAAGAAGAGGAAAACAAAAAAAAUGUGCUGAUUUGACACUGCAAGCUUUUUGUCACCUAUGGGGUGCACGUCAACUCUCAGGAUCGAAGGAGCAUCCCUUUGCCGUCACUCUGUACUCGCGCACUGCUUUUUAAAGGACUGAGGGUGCUACCCCUCCAGCCGGAAGCCAGAUGCAGAGAGCACCGGGUCAUUGGAGGGACGGGAAGAUCGACGAGAGGAAGAAGUCAUUGGACUCUGAAGACAACAAGCAGAAUAUUAUUCGCAGAAGCUUGAGAUUUUGAUAACACCCUCUCGUACCCCCCCCCCCCCCACCAAUGCUGCAGCAAAAGCUGAGCGCUUUCUGCUUUGAAUGUUUGGUAGCAACCAGCCCAUACCUGAUACCUUUUAUGUUCCACCCGCUUGUGCUCCCCGUCCAAUCAGAACCCUACCCGCCCACUGACGGCCUCAUCGUGCCGUGAUGAAGUUAACCUGCUUUCCUUAAUUCUCUAAAGAGAUUCACAGUACAGGUUUUGGCAUUUGUACAUUUCCCCCUGAUUCUUGCAUGUCCACCAUCAUAGCCCCGCACACCCCCCCGCCCGCCCAGGAUCCACCCUGGGUACAAGGCCUGUUUUGAACAUUGUGGUGUGCUGACACCAGCAUGGAGUAAUGUGGACCAGGCCCCGUCCGGAGCGCGGGAGGAGGAGCAGCGUACACCUCGAACUCUUGUCUCGAAAACUGCAAAACGGUUCAGCGCUUUUAACUUGUGAACACAACACUAGGCUGUUCACUUCCUGUUUGUCCGCCGCCGCUACAGUGAGAGGGGGUUUGACGCAAAUCGCGGGGUCGAAGGACCGGGCAAGGCGCGAGGAGGCGGGUGCCGUGGGCUGGCCCUCUGCCCUCAACUUUGCAAGAGAGGGAAAUUGAUUGUUCGGAUCCAGCUUUUAUGUAUGCUAUAAAUGUAUCGUAGAUAGAUUGUCUCAAUAUUAAACCGACCUGUUCAAAAUUCAAUAUGGCAUCUGCAGGGAUUUCCUGUCGACAUCUAAAGCCCCCCCCAAAUCCUCUCUCACUAGGCAAUGAGGGUGAGACAUGCUUCUGUUACCCCCCUGCCUGUAACAUGUCCCCCAAAGUUGUGCGGCUCAGUAUGAUGUCACUCCAUUAAGUGGCUGCUGCAUGUACUGCUCUAAGGAAACACAUACUAUAUAGAGAAAUAUAUAUAUAAAUAGAUUGCUAUGAUUUCAUUAUUUUUUUGGUAUUAUCAUUUUGGUUCUUCAUUACUCACACGGGGAAUAUUUGUACGUACUUCUCUUGUCCACGCCAAAACAUCGAUGUAUUCAAUUCCUCACGCUCCGCAGAUGUUGUACGGCAUCCACUAAACCUCUUUCGAUAUUUGUAAUGCUAUAGUGUGAUACCUUUUUAAUGCAACCUUUUUUCUUUUUCUCCAAACGUAUCAUUUAUGCUUUUAAAAACAAGCAACAAAAAAACAAGAAAAAAAAACAAAAACAAAAACUUGUGUCCGGCUUUGACAUGAUGUCCUAACUAACACUGUAAUAUUGUAACUGAAUUAUGUAUGAUCCUAUGAUGAGCUAUCACUUCCUUUUCAUUCUUCCGGAAAAACUAAAAAAACAAAAACAAAAAAAAAAUACAGUGUGAAUAAAGUAUAUGUAGUGUAUGCUUGUAUUUUGUGAGCUUUCAUGCUGUCAUUCUUUCCCAAUGUAUGGUGGUGAACUAUGGUGGCAAUGUGCGGUUCAUAUGCGGACCGGCCCAGAUCUGUUUUAACCCCCCCCCCACCCCCCCGUCCCACCCUUAUUUUUUUGUACACCCGCUCAUCAACUGUGACCGUGAAUAGUGAAUUUAAUUUACAUCCAUUCCCUUUCUGCCUUUGAUUCGACCUAAAUGGAAACAGUGGUAAUGUGUUUUGUUUAUAAAUCACAAAUAAAGUUUUCUUUCUUAAAAAUGA